AUGAAGUAUCACGAUCUUGGCAAACACCACCUGGUAAUGCUUGGGCUUAACGAUAGUUUCGAUCGAACCCUUACGAUGAGCGCGAGUAUGCUAACUUCAUCAAAUAUUCCUCGCAAUACAGCCGAAAUUCCGCGUGCUGCUACCUUCUCUGUGAGUCCUUCAAUUUCCAAGAUUUGGAUCAUACCCUCAUUAUAG
Molecule: messenger RNA, 195 nt
Organism: Plasmopara halstedii
Lineage: Eukaryota; Oomycota; Peronosporomycetes; Peronosporales; Peronosporaceae
Exons: 2
Coding region: 1-195 (64 amino acids)
Source: RefSeq, a predicted model, not a curated record